Cucurbita pepo subsp. pepo (vegetable marrow) is the source of this 2654-nucleotide messenger RNA. RefSeq names its product MAR binding filament-like protein 1 (gene MFP1). The record is from RefSeq and is a predicted model, not a curated record. Gene Ontology annotation, biological process: mitotic chromosome condensation. Gene Ontology annotation, molecular function: chromatin binding. NCBI's taxonomy places the organism in Eukaryota, Viridiplantae, Streptophyta, Magnoliopsida, Cucurbitales, Cucurbitaceae. Gene Ontology annotation, cellular component: condensed chromosome; condensin complex; chromatin.
GGCGCGAGGGAUAGGAAAAACAAGAAGGUUUCUGGUUCGUCUUCAAUUAUCUUGGAAGGGAAAUAAAGUGGAAGAUAGAACUGUGAAAUCGAUGAUGGGCUUUGCAAUGGGAAGCACUUGCUUUUUCCAGGCUCCGCUUCAUGUUUCUCGCUUUCCAUUUUCUUCGAUUCCUUGUUCUUCGUGUUCUUCGCAAUCAAAUUCGCUCACCUCAAGGAAUGCAGCGGCAAGACAGAAAAUCGGAGUACCGGCGGCUGUGGAGCGAAACAAUUACUUAAACGAUGAUGGAUUGUGCAAGAGGAGGGCGAUUCUGUUUCUCGGUAUUUCAGUUUUUCCGAUUCUGCAAUUGAAGGCUCAAGCUCUUGAAAGUUCGGCUCAAGAGAAAACUGAGGUAAAUGCUCAAGAAGGGAACGAAAAUAUAGAGCUUGCGGCCGAAAUAGAGAAACCGUCAAAUCCUUUUGUACCUUUACUCAACGUAAUUGGAGUUUUCGGUUCGGGGGUGCUCGGAUCACUCUAUGGAAUAGCUCGAAAAGAGAAAAUUGCCGCUGAUAUGGCGUUAGAAUCUAUGAAUGCUGAACUGAAAGAGAAGGAAUCUUCCAUUAUUUCAAUGAGGAGAAGCUAUGAAGCAAAGUUACUGAAUGAACAGGAAGAACGUACAAAUCAAUUAAGGAAGGCAAAGGAAGAGCAAAUUUCUUUGGUGAACCAACUAAAUACAGCCAAUCUUACCAUUGGACGCUUGGGACAAGAGUUAAGAAAUGAAAAGGGGAAAAUAGAAGAGCUUAAUGUUUGCAUUAGUAGCCUACAAAAUGACCUGUCGAAGGCCGAGGAAGAUAAGCAUACGCUUGAAGCGAAACUGCAAGAAAGUCUCGAAUCUAUUGAACUUCUACAAGAAAGGGUUAACUUGCUUGGUUUGGAGCUUGAGGAUAAGGAGAAUAGCAUUCAAAAGAUCAAUUCUUCCCUUGCAGAAAAGGAAGGUGAAUUGAAGAACUUGAUUUCCUCGUACGAUCGAGCAAAGGACGAACUGGAUGCUGCCCGUUUAGAGAUUCAACGUUUAAAGGACGAGCUUCUGAACAAUAAGGAAGAACUUGAGACAAAGAUUUCUAUGGUGGAUGAAUUAAACGCAAAUGUAGCUUCUUUGGUCAUCGCGAGAGAUGAUUACAUGAGAAAGUUGGAAAAUGCAAACGAUGAAUACGAUCGUCUGAAAUUAUCUGCCGAAAAGAAGGCGUCGUUAGAUGCUGAACUUUUACGAGAUAGAGAACAGGAGAUUCAGGAACUGCAGGAAAAACUUAAGAUUGCUGUCAAAGAAGUACAUGGAAACCAAACAAGAAUUGAUGAUCUGACACAAGAAAGAGACGUUUUGAUAAAGAAGCUGGAAUUAGAAUCAAGUAAUGCACAAAUACUGAAAGAUGAAUUGGAAGUUGCUCGAGGGAAUCUUAGCGAGUCGAGAAAUCAGUCUUCCGAUCUCGGAAACCAGUUAGAGGAGUCGAAACGUAAGUGCUCAGAACUCGAGUCUGAGGUUUCUAGGCUGCAGGCUGAAUCUGAUGAAGUUAGAAAUUCACUUCAAAGCAAGUUUGAAGAGGCAAAACAAAAUGGUGAAAUCUUAGCCAAUGAGCUUUCAGAAACCAAGGAACUUCUCACGAAAACGAACAAAGAGUUAAAGAAUAUGUCCGAUGAGCUCGCGGUCGUCAUCGAAAGUCGGAAUGGUUUACAGAAGGAAUUGGAUGAUGCCUAUCGAAAAGCCGAAACUCUAAGUAACGAUUUAGAAGAAGAAAGGAAAGUAGUUGUUUCUCUUAACAAAGAAAUCCAAACGUUGGAGAAGCAAAAUGUGAAGGACAAGGAAGCAAGAAAGUGUCUUGAAACAGAUUUGGAAGAAGCAAUCAAGUCACUUGAUGAGAUGAACCGCAAUGCAUUGUUACUUUCUAAAGAAUUGGAGAAGUCGAAUUCCCACGUGACGAAUCUCGAAGACGAGAAAGAAGUGCUUCGUAGGAGUGUCACAGAUCAAAAGAACGCCGCCAUUGAAGCACAGGAAAACUUGGAAGACGCCCAUAACAUCGUCAUGAAACUCGGAAAAGAAAGGGACAGUUUCGAGAACAUGGCGAAGAAACUAGAAGCAGACUUGGCAUCUGCAAAGGGUGAGAUAUUGAGGCUCCGGCGUGAAAUCAAAUCAUCAAAUAAAACCAACCAGCAACAGCCAAAUGCUGAAGCUGAAGGCAAGGCCAAAGUCACCGUCGCCAAGAGAACUGUCAGGAGGAGAAAGUCGACUACUCCGUCGGAUAAAGAACUGUCCUGAGUGUCGUUUACUCUAACCCGUCUCCGCUCGUACCCCUCAAACAUCUUGUUAUCCUGUUACUCUCUUCCCCAACCAGGUGCUAUUGAUUUGUUCCUUGCCAUGGCCCUUUGUAUGCUACCAAUAAUAAUGCAGCAAGUCACGAGAUGUCGUCCACCAUCGUCGGUACCGAACGCAUGAUGGUUUCACACACAAUGUAUUGAAGUUCAAGAGGUAAGUUGCUGAAAGAAACAGAGAGGAGGUAUGAUUGUGUGAAGCUUGCCAUGUAUAAUUAGACAAGCCUGGAUGUAAAACUUUGGUGGAUCCAUAACAGGUAUCAGUAGCUCCAUUAUUUUGUAUGGAUCAUACUUGAUCAUGAUUUUUUUUUUUU